Messenger RNA from Frankliniella occidentalis (western flower thrips), 6532 nucleotides. It is a transcript of the gene dnc, whose product is annotated as cAMP-specific 3',5'-cyclic phosphodiesterase. Gene Ontology annotation, cellular component: perinuclear region of cytoplasm; cytosol; nucleus. Lineage: Eukaryota; Metazoa; Arthropoda; Insecta; Thysanoptera; Thripidae. Gene Ontology annotation, biological process: signal transduction. Gene Ontology annotation, molecular function: 3',5'-cyclic-AMP phosphodiesterase activity. The record is from RefSeq and is a predicted model, not a curated record.
CUUCACGCACCCAGCGACCAGGUCGCUCAGCGCGCUCCGCUCCGCCGCGCUGCCGCUGCCGCCGCCGCGACGCCGCGCCACGCUCCGCCACGCCCGGCGCCCGUUUCGCGUCCGUCCGUCAAUCAGACGUCGCCGUCUGGCCGCCGGCGCCGUGGCGGACCACCGCGCCGCGAGUGUUCCACCGAUGCCGGCCUGCUGACCCGCGGCCGCCGGCGCAGCAGCACGCGAUGACUGUUUCUUGAUAGUGGUUAUCACGAGGAACGCGCGAUGGAGGAGGAAGGGGAGGUGACGACCACGACGAGCAGCAGCACGCGCGUGCAGCAGCAGUCCUUCUUCACGACCACCACCACCUCGUCGUCGAGCUUCUCCUCGUCCGGGCUUAAGCAGCUGGCGCAGUCGACGUUCGCGACGGGCGAUGGGGCCGAGGCGCAGGCGCAGGACGGGCCGCCGCGCGCCGCCCUGCUCAGCUCCAUGAAGGGCAGCCGCAGCCCGCUGUUCGGACACAGCCUGCUGACGCGGACGCUGCAGCAGACGCAGCAGCAGCAGCAGCAACAACAUGUGGUGCAGCGGACCGUCAUGCAGCACCAGAUGUCGGAGGACGCGUCGGACGCCGAGACUGUCAUCGCGGACGAGUCGAGCGGCGAGGAGACGCGCUACCGGCUGCCGUCGCAGUCCUCGCCGGCAGAGGCCGUCCUCAUGUCCUCGUUGCGGCAGCAGAGCUCGGCGUCCUCGACGCAGCACAGCCACGCGUCCUCGCUGACGCCGCGCAGCAGCGAGGACACGGAGAGCGACCGGCUCGCGUUCAGCCUCGAGGAGGAAGACGAGCUGUCCGAGGAGGUGAUGCACGUGGAGCAGCACCACAGCAGCCACCGCGCCGUGUCCCCCGCGGGCCGGGAGGGCCGGCAGUGGCUGACGGCCGACUCGGCGGUGAGCGGCGCGGGCGCCAGCAGCCGCAGCAUGGAGUCGCUGAGGACGGCGUCCUCGACGUCGCGCCGCGCCUACCAGGUGGCCUCGGAGCGCGACCUGCGCCGCGUCGUGGCCUCCUCCGUGGAGGCCCGCUCGCUCGAGUCGCUGGAGCGCCAGCUGCGGCGCGCCGUGUCCGGCGACGUGCUGCCCGCGCCCGGAUCAGAGGAGUCGGCGCUGACGGCGGCCGAGAGGCGGCGCGGUCUGUUCGCGGCGGUGGGCGAGCGGCGCACCACCGUGCCCCAGCACCUGUCGCUGCCGCCGCCCUCGUUCCUCUCCCCGGGCGACCGCCGGCUCACCAUUCUCUCGCCGCACUCGCCCGAGGUGCUGCACCUCUCGUCGUCGUCGUCCUCGUCCGUCUUCAUGUCGUCCCUCAAGACGCGGCGCAAGCAGGCCGUGGUGCUGCCCCGUCUCGUGCUGCCGCGCAGCGAGUCCGUCUUCUCAGUCUUCGAUGUGGAGAAUGGCGGGGGCCCCGGGCGCAGCCCCCUGGACGGGGUGGCCUCCUCGCCGUCGGCGGGGCUCGUGCUGCAGAACCUUCCCCAGCGGAGAGAGUCCUUCCUCUACCGCUCCGACUCGGACUUCGAAAUGUCGCCGAAGUCCAUGUCGAGAAACUCGUCCAUCGCCAGCGAGAGGUUGAAGGAGCCUGAAACUCUUCUGGAGCGACCCCAUGGAGAGGACCUCAUCGUUACUCCGUUUGCCCAAAUACUUGCCAGCCUUCGCAGCGUGCGGACCAACUUCCUCUGCCUCACCAAUGUGCCGCCCACAAAGUCCAGGCGCUCCUCUGGGGCGGCGGGCUCAGCCACGCCUCAGCCUCGGGCCUCUCAACCGGGAGAUGAAGCCUACGUGAAGCUGUCCAUCGAAACCAUGGAAGAGCUGGACUGGUGUUUGGACCAGCUAGAAACCAUACAGACUCACCGGUCCGUCUCUGACAUGGCUUCGCUUAAGACAAGCAGCAGGAGCUGGACCUGCCGUCGCUUCGGAUAGAGGAUACGACGGACAACCGGCCCGCCAAGAAGAAAGAUGUGCCGCGCACGACCAGCGGCACCAUGUCGCACAUCCAGGGCGUCAAGCGCGCCCUGUGCCACACCAACUCCUUUACGGGGGAGCGCGUGCCGGUGCACGGUGUGGAGACCCCUUUCGAGGACGACCUGGGCCAGAUGAUGGGCCAAAUAGACACUUGGGGUAUCGACAUCUUCAGAAUCGCAGAAUUAUCCAACAACAGGCCGCUGACGGCAGUAGCAUAUUCCGUAUUUCAGGGUCGCGAUCUCCUGAAGACUUUCUCAAUACCGCCCAAAACUUUUGUAACUUUCAUGAUGACCCUCGAGGAUCACUAUGUAAAGGAUAAUCCUUUCCACAAUUCUACGCAUGCUGCUGACGUGACCCAAUCAACAAACGUCUUGCUCAACACCCCUGCUCUAGAGUCCGUGUUUACGCCUUUAGAGAUCAUGGCUGCAUUGUUCGCAGCGACAAUACAUGACGUAGAUCACCCGGGUCUCACCAACCAGUUCCUCAUCAAUUCAAGCUCAGAGCUUGCACUCAUGUACAAUGAUGAGUCUGUCCUAGAAAAUCAUCAUCUGGCAGUAGCAUUUAAGUUACUCCAGAAUGACGGCUGUGAUAUCUUCACAGGUCUCAGUCGUAAACAGAGGCAAACUCUACGUAAAAUGGUCAUAGAUAUGGUAUUAUCAACUGACAUGUCAAAACACAUGAGCCUUUUGGCCGAUCUCAAGACUAUGGUUGAAACCAAAAAGGUGGCAGGGUCUGGAGUACUUUUGUUAGAUAACUACACUGACAGGAUACAGGUCCUCGAAAAUCUAGUACAUUGUGCCGAUCUUUCCAAUCCCACUAAACCUUUGCCAUUGUACAAGCGAUGGGUCACUCUGCUCAUGGAAGAGUUCUUCCAGCAGGGUGACAAGGAGCGGGAACAAAAUCUGGACAUUAGCCCAAUGUGCGAUCGCCAUUCGGCUACCAUUGAAAAAACACAGGUCGGCUUUAUUGACUACAUUGUUCAUCCUUUAUGGGAGACAUGGGCUGAUCUUGUACACCCCGACGCACAAGAAAUUCUGGACAUGCUGGAACAGAACCGUGAUUGGUAUCAAAGUAUGAUUCCACCCAGCCCACCGUCCGGAGACAAGGUGACACUAGAAGAAGGCGAGGGUGACGAAGAGCAGGAGGAAGAGGACGAGGCAGCGGGGGGUAGCGACACUGACCUGGCGGGUGACGCCUCUGGGGAUGCGUCCGGAGACCCUGCUAGUGCAGCAGGCAUGUGACGGAGAAUCAUGGGCCUGUGUAAGAAACUGCAUGAAAAGGUCCAGCUGUGGUGGCGCGCCUCCAAGUGACCACCAUCACCGUCCCACCGGAAGAAGAAGGGCGAGGUAGGACGGACACGGGGAAAACGCUUGGUAUCUGCCACUUUGUUUCUGACAGGUCAAUAACUCGCGAUUUUAAGGCAACUUUAAAAUUUCUUGGGAAAAUGUUAUAAAAAAAUACCCUCUUGACUUUCUGUACAUUUCAAGAUUUGAAUUUAUUGUUCGCGCUGACGGACUGUAUGUAUACUGACGCUAGAUAUUAUCUUAAGGACGUGAUUUCCGGCCACGUUGCCGUUUUGUGAUGAGUUCAGGAAAACUUGUAUGUUCUCAGCUGAUCUUGGAAUCGAAUGAGCUAGUCAAAGAAAUAGUUUUAGUGUUUAUGAGAGAUAAGAGUCUCUUGGUGUUAUUCUCCUCUACCUGUUCCUCUGUGGUCCUCUUCCCUCUACCUUUUAGUGGCCUGGCCUUGAAUUCAAUAACAAUCUGAUUAGAAUUAAACCGUUAAAUUGUUCUGUUGACAAGUAUAAUGUUUAUACACGUUCGUUGAAGUACCAACCAGAGAGCAUGACGUAUUGCGUAAUGAAAAACAUUGAGUGAAGAUCUCGUGCGGAACUAGUACAUGUGUGCUUUCAUUCAGUUUUGGAACUUCUUACCCAAAUAGAUUGACGAUAAUAACUACCGUUGCUUUGAUUUGUGUAGUACCGUACUGUUGGACGAUCAGGGUAGACACGAGAGUUUGGUUCUGAGUGUGGCCGAUCCUCCUACACCCGUAAACUCUCCGGGGCGUCUCCAGUAUUUAUUCGAGUUGCUUUUUAUGAUUAUCUUAUGGUUAUUAUGGUUAAUAAUACGUACAAGAACUGCAAAGUUACAUCUUGCCAUUAUUUACAUGUGCAUAGCAUAUAAUAUAUUUAUUAUACUUGAAUUAAAUAUAUGUUUUGUUAAGAAAUACUACAUGAAACAUAUCAAUGUGGUUUCCCGCUCCUAGAACAAAUACUCACUUUUUUUUAAAUAUACAAUUGGACAAUUUUAGAUCAGAACAAAAAAAUACCCCUCCUUUUAUUUAUGCUUUAAAUUUUCUAUAAGUUUGACAAAUGUCACCGAUAUGCUGUUGUCCUAGUUUGCUUUUUUAUCAGCCAGUGAAUUGUUAAGUAAUAAAGACAAGAGAAGCUUGGCACACAAUGUUUGUCCUUUAAGUACAAUGUGUAACAAAACCUUAAGUCUUAAGCGUUUUUUUAACGUAUGUGAUUUUCGAUCAAAACAGAUAUUAAUUGUACAGAGCACAUGGAACUUCCUUUGCAUUUUCUUCAUGGUUGAAUUGCACAACAUUUUUGUACCUUUGUUUUCUUUGUUUCGUAUUUAUCAGCCAAUGAUGUUUACUAAUUUUAUUCUUUUCUUUUGUACUGUUAUCGAUUCGUUUGAUAAUUUAUUUAGUUUGUGAGUGAUGUACUGAUUAGUGUAUAGAGGUGUCGGACGCUGGACGUCCUAUCUCCCUUUGCUGACCGCAACAUUCUGACCGAGCGACCAUUAUAUAUAUAUAGCCACUGUGAGCCUCCGCAGCAAAACUUACACAUCACAAUUUUCCCUUUUAUCAUAACUUCUAAACGUUAUUAAUUUAUUACUUAUUUAUUUCAUCUAUUUUUUAUUGAGUUGGGCAAGCCUUGUGAUAUUCUUCCUCUGUUUUAAAAUAGAAGUUUUUGCUGUUGGGGCUCAAAUGUGCGCUUUGCAUUAAACAAGCAUGCCCGGCCAGAAGGCCUUUAAUACCCUUAGUGACAAAGUAGGACUGUCGACGUCUAAGUUAAUGUGGUGUAUAUAGAAAUAUCUGUACUAAAAUGAGCAGGUUGUAAUACUUAAAUUUGGCACCAAAUAAUCUGACAUCAUGCUGACGUUAAACAAAAUUACCAAAAUGAGUUGGUCGGGCUCCAUGUUAUUCAUUUACUCUUUGUUUUUGCUAUAUAAUUUUUUGACUUCAUGCACUUUUGUUCCCACACUGUCUGUCUAUGUAAUGUGCUCUUAGCUUGCUGUGAGAUGAAACAUCCUGUGAUCGGAAGAUAAAUGAAUGUUAUGGGUAACGAGGCGCUGAGAGUCAAAUAUAUCGCGUUGCGGAAUCAGAAUCAGAACGCUGGUCGUGUCUGGAUUUCUAAUUUUAAGUUAAGCUUAAUCAUUAAUUGAAAGAACAUUUAAACUGUACCCUUUAAGUACAAGCAGGGUUUGACCUGCCAGCCAGCCCGUGGCGACAACUCAACUUGAAGUUUUGCCGUUGCCAAUACUAAUGAACAACUGUGUCAAUGUAGAUAUCUUGAAGUGUCAUUGCGAUGAGUACGCAGGUUUUCUUUAUAGAAGUAUAGCAUUUCUCUCAUCCUUGCCCCUUGAUCAGUCAGUGGGCUCCUCUAUGAAACCUGAUAUCUAUUUUUUAACUCUUUUGUUAAUACAUUUUGUCAUAUACUGUAUAAAUUUACCUUGUAUGUAUUGAGAUGAUCAUCAUUUUUAUUUCAUGUUUCACUGUUUCAUAAUGGGAUCAUCCACUGAUUUUAACAGAACGCUUUGUGUUAACAAUUACUGUAUUAUUUGACUAGUUUGUAAUGAUUGUACUAAUUCGUUUAGCUCUGCUUGUUUGAGAAUGUUGAAAGAUCAGUUGUUUUUAUCCGUACUGUUCUAUGAUAUGGAAAGUAACUUGUGACGUUUCCUCAGACAUAAUAACUUCGAGUUGUUUGUAUUUGCUCUUGUGUUGAAGAACGUUUUGCCAAAAUGUAAGAAACAGUGCUUCAUAAUGCCAGUGACAGCCACUUCCAUACCAGAAAGUUUAUGAAUUAAAUAAUGUUUAGAUACCAACACAUCUUUGAGUCCGAUAAAAAAUUGUGAAAAACAACCAGUCUUUUUGCCAUACUGGAAAUUGGUUGGCAAAUAAAGGCAUAGAUGGCUAAAUUUGGCCUUCAGUUUACAUUAGAACAAAGUGUGGUGUGAUAAAUAACCCUAUGAACCCGCGGUAGACCUCGUAGCUCGCAGACAGACACUUGCGUUGCAGUAGCUUAACUGUAUUAACUGUUUUAGGGGUAAUGAGCUGAAUGAGUCUUACCUGAUUGCUUUUAAGUUGAGCGAGGCAAAGCAAACCUCUACUUGUGAACGAACUGUUUGUAACUUUCUUUUAUAAUUGAUUUAAUUUGCAUACUCCGUAACUUCUGUGUGUGUAUGUGAUGUUUGUGUUGCCCUAUCCUGUGCUCGAUCUGCCAUACAUAAGAAAAAAAUAAACCCAUUCUCAAUGUGAACAA